Linderina pennispora is the source of this 327-nucleotide messenger RNA. Its product is annotated as ACN9-domain-containing protein. Gene Ontology annotation, cellular component: mitochondrion; mitochondrial intermembrane space. The record is from RefSeq and is a predicted model, not a curated record. Gene Ontology annotation, biological process: succinate metabolic process; mitochondrial respiratory chain complex II assembly. The annotation marks the transcript as partial. The transcript has a single exon. NCBI's taxonomy places the organism in Eukaryota, Fungi, Kickxellomycota, Kickxellomycetes, Kickxellales, Kickxellaceae.
CUAGGCCCUCUGUACCUCUAUCGCAGCAUUUUGCGUGUACACCGACUGCUGCCCAAAGAGAUGCGGUUCGUAGGUGACCAGUAUGUGCGUGCCGAGUUCCGCAGCCACCAGACCGUCACUGACAAGCGCUACCUGGAGCCCUUUUUUGCGCAGUGGACAUCGUAUCUUGAUCUUCUGCGGCAGCAGACCCAGGGCACAAGCACGUUUGGACAACCCCUCGACAGUACAGUGGUUGAUAAACUGGACGAUGACAAGGCAGAGCAGCUGCUUGAUCUGCACAACGCGUCAACUGGACAGGCAGAUUCAGAGCAUGCACAAUCCCUCUAG